AGUAGAAGACGUAGAAGAAGAAGAAAAAGAAGAAAAAGAGGAAGAAGAAAAAAAGAAAAGUUCGUUAACCGUGUAAAUCCGUAAAGCCGAACACUCAGUAGUCUCUGAACUCGCGCAGGUCUGUUUUCUGGAUCCGGAGGUAGUCCAGUUUAUUCCCCAGAGAGCAGACGUUAGCCAUUAGCUUAGCGCGGACUCCGGUUCUCGCACAGCACUUCCGGCUCCUCGCGGACCGCUUGCGGGAAACCCUCUUCCGCCCAACAUUUUCAGGAAACACCGCGGAUCUUAUCAGGCCUGACGCUUGCAGACCGUCCAAAUGAAUGCCAUCCUGUUCAAGGUCUCUUGCUCCUAGUGGCGACCUUCCAACCAGUUUGAAAUUUAGCUACGGAAAUACACUCAACCAGAAGAGUUCACACAGAGGUUAAAAUACUUGAAGUGGGAAAGAACAUGGCAUCUACAAAAAUCUCCAAUACUCAGCAAACACCCUCUCCUACCCCUCCCAAACAAAUGCAGAAAAGUACAGGCAAGAAGAAAACUCACCACUGUUUAGAGUGUGGGAUGAGUUUUAUUUAUCAGAGUCAUCUCCUACUACACCAGCGCAUUCACACUGGAGAGAAACCGUAUCACUGCUCAGACUGUGGGAAGAGAUUUAAUCAACAGAGUACUCUUCGAAAACAUCAGCGCAUUCACACUGGAGAGAAACCGUAUCACUGUUCAGACUGUGGGAGCAGUUUCAAUCAACAGGGUACUCUCCAACUACACCAGCGCAUUCACACUGGAGAGAAACCGUAUCACUGUUCAGACUGUGGGAAGACUUUUAAUCAACAGGGUCAUCUCCAACUACAUCAGCGCAUUCACACUGGAGAGAAACCAUAUCAGUGCUCAGACUGUGAGAAGAGUUUUAGUCGUCAAAGUACUCUCCAACGACACCGGCGCAUUCACACUGGAGAGAAACCGUAUCAGUGCUCAGACUGUGAGAAGAGUUUUAGUCGUCAAAGUACUCUCCAACGACACCAGCGCAUUCACACUGGAGAGAAACCGUAUCACUGCUCAGACUGUGGGAAGAAUUUUAGUCACCAGAAUUCUCUGCAACUACACCAGCGCAUUCACACUGGUGAGGAACCUUAUCACUGCUCAGUCUGUGGGAAGAGUUUUAGUUAUCAGAAUUCUCUGCAACUACACCAGCGCAUUCACACUGGAGAGGAACCGUAUCACUGCUCAGACUGUGGAAGGAGUUUUAGCUAUCAGAAUUCUCUCCAACAACAUCAGCGCAUUCACACUGGAGAAAAACCAUAUUACUGCUCAGACUGUGGGAAGAAUUUUAGGUGUCAAAGUACUCUCCAACAACACCAGCGCAUUCACACUGGAGAGAAACCGUAUCACUGCUCAGACUGUGGGAAGAGAUUUAAUCAACACAGUACUCUUCGAAAACAUCAGCGCAUUCACACUGGAGAGAAACCGUAUCACUGUUCAGACUGUGGGAAGAGUUUCAAUCAACAGGGUACUCUCCAACUACACCAGCGCAUUCACACUGGAGAGAAACCGUAUCACUGUUCAGACUGUGGGAAGACUUUUAAUCAACAGGGUCAUCUCCAACUACAUCAGCGCAUUCACACUGGAGAGAAACCAUAUCAGUGCUCAGACUGUGAGAAGAGUUUUAGUCGUCAAAGUACUCUCCAACGACACCGGCGCAUUCACACUGGAGAGAAGCUGUAUCACUGCUCAGACUGUGGGAAGAUUUUUAGUCACCAGAAUUCUCUGCAACUACACCAGUGCAUUCACACUGGUGAGGAACCUUAUCACUGCUCAGUCUGUGGGAAGAGUUUUAGCUAUCAGAAUUCUCACCAACAACAUCAGCGCAUUCACACUGGAGAAAAACCAUAUUACUGCUCAGACUGUGGGAAGAAUUUUAGGUGUCAAAGUACUCUCCAACAAGAGACGUUACCAAAAAAACAGUGUAUUCAGACUGUGUCUGUCCCCCGAGUCAAACAAAAACUUCGAAGAAGUCAAACGAUCUAUAUAACUUAACUUUUAUUAAACAAUCGUAUACAGACUGUAACAUCAACGCUUCAAAUCUAAAGAUUGGUUUACUUAAUAUUAGAUCUCUAAAUUUAAAAGCAGUUAUAGUGAAUGAAAUCGAAACUGAUUAGAAAUUCGAUAUUCUGUGCCUCAAGGAAACCUGGAUUAGGCCAAUCGAAUAUUUAGCAUUAUGCAUACUUUUUUGAAAAACCUAGUCCAGGGGUGUCCAAACUUUUUUUGUUGGGGGCCAGAAGGAGAAAUAUAUUUGAAGUCACGGGCCACAGACUCUGUAAUAAAACAAAUAAUGAAAUAUACCACUUUAAAUAAUACUUUUUUCCUGAUUACUUUCAUUUACACACUAUUUUACUUGACUUACUAUCUUUGACAGUGUUGUGUAAACUAAGAUUUUUCAAAUUGAUGUUUUAUUUCAUGAUGUCUCUUAAUAUUAAACUCCUUUAUUACGGCAUCUUUUAGACUCUUUGGCCCAUUUUCUGCUCUAGAAAUGCGCACUCUCUCCGCUUUUAGACUCUUUAGCCCUUUUUUUGAGCUAGAAAUGUGCACUCUCUCCGCUUUUAGACUCUUUGGCCCAUUGUUCUGCGCUAAAACUCCACUCUCUCUGCUUUUAGACUCUUUGGCCCGUUUCUGACACCUAGCGUUCAAACUUUGAAUCUCACAUUAUAAAAACCUGCUUAACAGCGGGUCAACUUUCAUUCUAUUUCUAAAAUACCUCGCGGGCCACUCCAAAAAAGGAAACGGGCCGCAAAUGGCCCGCGGGCCGUAGUUUGGACACCCCUGACCUAAGAUAUCAAUUAGAAACUCUAAAAUAUAAAUUUCCCUUCUUUUGAGCUCCUGUAAUUAUUCCAAAAGAGAAAAAAAAGAACACAUUUUCUUUAAUUAAUAUCUACAGAUCGUCAGGGCCCUAUGUGAAGAGAUUAAACCGAUUUAGCAGUAUGGAAUAAUUAUAGUAGGAGACUUCAAUAUUCAUUUUGAAAAGAUGGAUGAUUCAUUAAAAAAGGCAUUCAUAUCAAUUCUAGACUCAGUAGGUAUUAUUCAAAAUAUAACAGGACCUACUCAUUACUGUGAUCAUACUCUGAAUUCGGUUUUGACCCUGUGUGUUAGCAUAGAUAACCUUAAUAUUCUUUCUCAAACCUCCGCAAUUUUAGAUCUUUACCUUAUUUUAUUUAAGCUACAUCUUAUAGAAGUCAUAAUACAGUCACAAUAAACGUACAUCCCCCGGCUACUCUAUUAAAGAUUCAAUAACACCCUUAACAGGCCAACAAUUUACUGAUAAGCUUCCCGAUUUAUCAACAAUUGUGAAUUCUCCGACAGACCCAGUAGAACAAGACAAACUACUCAAAGGUUUAGAAAAUAGCUUUCGUGUAGCACCACUUAAACACAAAAGAGACAGAAAAAGCUUGCACCGUGUUACAAUGAUCGGAACUCGUACUUUAAAGCAGUUAGUACGAAAUUUAGCACUGAAAGCUGAUUAAUCAAACUGAAAGUGGCCUCACAGAUCGAGAUUAAUAUGAAUAAUCCUAGAACUCUCUUCAGUGCUAUUUCCAAAUUUACUAAAAGUCAGGCAGGUACUAAACCUCAGAUUCGAGCCAUUCACACCAGCACUGCUUUUAUGGACUUUUUCAAUAACAAAAUUAAAAACAUUUAGCAGACAGAUAGCAAAUCCUGUCCGUCUUCUGGUGUGGCUGAUAUGAAACAAAACUCAGUUACUGAAGUUAGGCUGGAAGUCUUUAACCCACUUCCACAGCUAGAACUAGAGAAAAUUCUAUUCUUUGUGCGAGUGUGAAGAGUGAUGGGUGGUUUCAGUACAGUCUUUGUUUAAGUGUGAAUAGUGGUAAGGGGUUUCAGUUUGUCUGUGUACUGAGUGUGUGUAUAGUGAUGGGUGGGGUGAGUACAGUCUUUGUGUGAGUGUGAAGAGUGGUUGGUGGGUGUUGUGUGUGUGUGGGGGGGAGGUUUCAGCUCUGUCUCUUUGUGUUGAGGAGUCUUGACUGCCUGGUGGAAGAAGCUGUUGCAGAGUCUGUGCGAUAAGGAGGAGAAAGGAAGGCUUUUAUAUGGUUUUCAAGAAGAGGUGACAGUCAAGAGAUUUAGUUCACCAAGAGGAAAGAGGCUAAGAGCAUACAGGACUGAAUAGGCCUACACACAAUAGGAAAACAUGAGACUGGAAUGUAUCCAUAUUGUAAUAGAACAAAAACAGUUCAGCAUGUACUUCUUAAAUGCAGAACUGAGAAAAUCGAAUUGAGUAAAGAGCAUACAGUCAAAGCAGUCAUAGAGUUUAUUAAAGAAACGCAAAUUGCAAGAUCUUUUUAAUAUCCAAGUGUGAUCACACCUCAGUCCAGUAGAUGGCGGUAAUGCACUAAGAUUGCCACCACAGAUACUCGAAAGGCUCCGGGUAGGUCACGGUGUGUUGAAUGCUUAUCUGCAAUAAAUCCAUAAACACUCCACGGGGCUUUGUCGUCAUUGUCCUCAGAGGAGAACGGUGAACAAAGAGAAUUUUUUUUUUGCUGUGAAAGAAAAUGGUCGCAAAGAUUAUUAAGGGAUUGCUUUCGUAUGGGGCAGGGAUGGGUAGUGAACACAAAGUUUCUUAAAGCUGUUGGUAUGUUUCUGGUAUUUUUACAUUUAAAAAUACACAAGGUUGUAUGUAUAUAUAUAUAUAUACAUAUAUAUAUAUAUAUGAUUGAAUUGUUUUUCAAUAAAGAAUGCUUUUGAAACUAAUUGUAA
Messenger RNA from Astyanax mexicanus (Mexican tetra), 4749 nucleotides. RefSeq names its product zinc finger protein 239. The coding region runs from base 445 to 2025 and encodes 526 amino acids. Gene Ontology annotation, molecular function: RNA polymerase II cis-regulatory region sequence-specific DNA binding; chromatin insulator sequence binding; DNA-binding transcription factor activity, RNA polymerase II-specific. The record is from RefSeq and is a predicted model, not a curated record. NCBI's taxonomy places the organism in Eukaryota, Metazoa, Chordata, Actinopteri, Characiformes, Acestrorhamphidae. Gene Ontology annotation, biological process: regulation of transcription by RNA polymerase II. The transcript is spliced from 2 exons. Gene Ontology annotation, cellular component: chromosome.